AUGGAUUUACACUAAAUGCAUUCUCAUUUAUAAAUGGAAGGAAUCAUAUGUAUAUGUGGAUCAGCAUAAAUGGGUAGAGAUAUUACAAACAAGUUACAGGACAUGUAUAAACAGAUUGAAAAUAUUGCACCUUAUUUAGCAUUUAAAAAUAUUAGUGAGUUGGAGCAGAAGCAUUAGCUAAUUACAGAAUUAUGGGGAUGA
This is a messenger RNA of Paramecium octaurelia, 201 nucleotides long. The record is from the annotation of a GenBank genome assembly. Lineage: Eukaryota; Ciliophora; Oligohymenophorea; Peniculida; Parameciidae.